GAGCUUUUUGGUCGAACUUUCUCUCGUUAUUUCUGUGGUUUGCAAUCCAUCUUUUCAGAGUCGCUCUUUACAGUAUCGGACGCCGGCAUGUCAUCACCGGCUUCCGACCCUGCCUCCAUGGACCCCGCUGCGGCGGAGGCUGCUGCUGCCGCAGCCCAAGCCGCUAUGCAGUCAUUCACAAUAGAGGCGUGGACCCUCUUAGCAGUCGGAAUUCUUUUCACCAUGUUAAGGACAUAUGCUCGAGUUAGGUCAGUGGGCUUCAAGGGCCUUCAAGCGGAUGAUUACCUUGUCUGGGUCGGUGCGGUAUUCUAUGCGAUUGAGACUGCGUUGGCGCACUCCGUUGGGGCUGUUGCUAAGGGUAUGGCAAAUAAUGCCAUGACGGACGAGCAACGAGCGGCUCUCUCACCAGACAGUGAGGAGUAUCACCUGAGGGUGGUCGGUUCCAUCAUUCAGCUGUGUGGCUGGUCAAGCUACUCGGUCUUAUUGUGGUCGCUCAAGGCAUCACUACUGGUGUUCUAUCUACGGCUGACUGCGGGCCUUGGUCGCGGUUACCGACUUCGCAUUUACUUUGGCUUCGGAUUUCUCAUCAUUAGUUGGAUCGUUAUCAUCAUGAAUCUCUUCCUCGCAUGCCGUCCGUUUCACAAGAACUGGCAGAUCAAUCCUGAUCCUGGAAACGUUUGCCAACCAGCCAUAUCCAACCAAAUUGUUUGGGUAUAUCUGGCAUUCAACGUGUCCACGGAUCUUUACCUUUUGUCUAUUCCCCUGCCGAUGCUGUGGCAAGCAAGGCUCAAGCCCAUCAAGAAAUGGGGUUUGCUAUUUCUCUUUAGCGGAGGGUUAUUUGUAGUUGUCUGCGCGACCCUACGUUGUAUCCUGAUUGUCACAGACCCCCAGAACGGCGCACAGCUAGCCGGAUCAUGGGCUGUCCGUGAGACGUUUGUCGCUGUCAUCACGGCGAAUCUACCCAUGGUCUUUUCAAUCAUCAAGAUCUGGCUGGGCCCGGUCUUCGGCUCUCUUCUCACUUCUUUUCGUUCGACUCAGAAACUCACCGACGCGACGCCGAAAGAGAUUCGCACUUUCGGGGCUGGAAGCAACCAAAGCUGGCGGGGUCGCGGACCCCCUUCAGCGUACCCGAUCACCAACAUCACGUUCAACGAGAGCGAAGAGCGCAUGGUGAACGAGUACAAGAUGCAAGACGUCAAGACCUGGGGUGAUCCUCAUGCUGAUACCGCUGAUAUCACGCAAUCGAACAGCGUCAGAAGGAGUCACAGUAACCGGCGGAAGAAUACCGAUAUUCGAAAGGACGUCGAAGUUGCUAUCACUACAGAAUAUGUGCAGCCGGCAAAGGAUGCGGAGGGCAAUGCCAAGGCUCUGUCGCCUAGGACAUUCACCUUUGCCAGAGGUCCGAAGAGACAAUCUGUGAAUAAUUCCAGCAACCAGAUAUGACGAUCAAGAGGACGGCAGAGCAGGGAUUUGGUAAUUUCGGAGCAAAGAUGAUACAUCAUUCAUCUGACUUCAAUAUUUCUUUAUGUAAUAAAGAACCCUUAUCGUUCAAAUAUCCGUACAGCUCUGGCCAAUGAACAAUUUUGUUAAGUUAGGCACCUGCAUAAGGUAAGUAUGUGUUUAGAGCGAGGGUGUAGAAGGUAAAGGUAAGGUAGGCGAAGGGCGUGCAGAAUAUGGAAGCC
Messenger RNA from Colletotrichum godetiae, 1682 nucleotides. RefSeq lists its product as uncharacterized. NCBI's taxonomy places the organism in Eukaryota, Fungi, Ascomycota, Sordariomycetes, Glomerellales, Glomerellaceae. The transcript has 6 exons. The record is from RefSeq and is a predicted model, not a curated record. The coding region runs from base 88 to 1443 and encodes 451 amino acids.